CACUUCUUCGUCUUCGUCUUCGUCUUCGUCCUCAUAAUAUUCACACUAAUUUUGUAUAUGUGUAUGUGGUUAUAUAAAUAAACUUGUUUUAACGUGUAAUAACAUAAAUUAUAAUAACCAAAAAAAAAAAAAAGUAAUUAACAUCCGAAAUUAAAAUAUUAUGGGGCGGCGGCGGUUGGAUAAUUUGCUGCGCACACUGGCAUUGAUUCUGCCCAUCAUCAUCAUCUCCGCCGUAAAUCCCGCAUCCGCCCAGAAUCCCGGCCACCCCAUAGCAAAGCCGACUUGCGCCGACAGUUGCGGCGGCGUAGCCAUCCCGUACCCAUUCGGCACGACGGAGAACUGCUACCAACACAAAAGUUUCCACGUCAUCUGCAACACAACCCUCCGCCCCCCCAAAUUGUUCCUCGGAGAAAGCCAAAUUCAGAUCACAAACAUAACCCUAGACGGCCAAAUCAAGGUCCUCCAGUUCAUCGCGCACGACUGCUACGACCGGAGCGGCACCGGAGUUUUCAGUAACCGCCCGUACAUAGAACUCCCCAUACACCUCACGGUCAACAACAACGUCAACAAGUUCACCGUCGUCGGCUGCGAUUCGUACGGCUACGUCUCCGGCAACCGCCUGAACCGGAAGUACACCACCGGCUGCAUCGCCAAGUGCGAGUCCCUCGAAGAUCUGGAGGAAGGCUCCUGCACGGGCUCCGGCUGCUGCCAGACUUCGAUACCGGAGGAUGUGUGGAGGGUAGUUAUGGAAUUGGGGAGUUUCGGGAACUACAUAAACGUCUCCGAUUUCAACAACUGCGGCCACGCUUUCCUCGUCGAGGAAUCCGCUUUCAAAUUCUCACGUGACAGCCUCACAAACCUAAGAAACUUCGAGAAGCUUCCUCUUGUGGUCGACUGGGCCAUCGGAAACGGCACGUGCGAGGAGGCGCUGACCAACAAAACCAGCUAUGCUUGCGUAAGCCCUAAUUCUGCAUGCUACAAACCUGAAGAUGGCUAUGGGUACAGGUGUCGCUGCCUCGACGGUUAUGAUGGAAACCCUUAUCUUACCAGUGGCUGUGUUGGUAAGCAUGGUUUUUAUCAAUUUUUUAAUUGUUGUUUAAUAAUUAAUGCAGAUAUAAAUGAAUGUGAAGACGCAAGUGUAAGCAAGUGCAAACAUGGCUGUGAGAAUACAGAAGGCAGUUUUUACUGCCUUUGCCAGAAAGGGUACCAUAAAGAUGGAGAUGAUUGCCAUCGUGGCGAAUCGCUUACGAUAAAACUUGUUGCAGGUAGUGCACUAGGUGUGAUAAUUCUAAUGUUGGCUGCUUGUUUGCUGUACUUGGAGCUCAAAAGAAGGAAAUCCAACAGAAGAAAGGAAGAGCACUUUCUUCAAAAUGGCGGUUUCAUGUUACUCGAAAAACUAGCUACACGAGAACGAUCGCAAGACAUGGUGAAGAUCUUCACUUCAGCCGAGCUGCAAAAGGCAACGAACGACUUCAGUAAGGACAUGAUCAUCGGCCAAGGUGGCUUCGGCACUGUGUACAAGGGUUUACUAUCAGACAACAAUACAGUGGCUAUAAAAAGGUCGAAAAGAGUCGAUCCAGACCAAACCGAGCAAUUCAUAAACGAGGUACUUAUUCUUUCUCAAGUCAACCACAGGAAUGUGGUCAGGCUACUAGGUUGUUGCUUCGAAACCGAAGUACCCCUUCUUGUUUACGAAUUCGUAGACAAUGGCACACUUUCUUCACACCUGCACAAUCGAGAAAAGGCAUGUUAUCUUAAUUGGGAGACUCGUUUAAGAAUAGCUGCAGAAACUGCCGGUGUGCUUUCGUACCUACACUCUUCGGCUUCUACACCGAUCAUACAUAGAGAUGUGAAAUCAGACAAUAUUCUCUUAGAUCACACUUUCACAGCUAAAGUGGCUGAUUUUGGAGCUUCGAGAUUGGUUCCCAUAGAUCACGCUCAGCUUUCUACUAUGGUGCAAGGAACUUUCGGUUAUCUUGAUCCUGAAUAUAUGCAAACAAAUCAGUUGACCGAGAAAAGCGAUGUUUAUAGUUUCGGAGUUGUACUAUUGGAGCUACUAACCGGUAGGGGGGCGAUAUGCUUUGACAAACCGGAGGAGGAGAAGAAUUUAUCCUACUUUUUUCUUUCGAUGCUGAAGCAAGAUCGAAUAAUAGAAGUCGUUGAUGAUAGUAUUAUGGGAGACGAGAAAAGUAGGGAGCAAAUAACGGAAGUUGCGAAGCUUGCGAAAGGGUGCUUGUAUGUGAGAGGUGAAGAUAGGCCUAGUAUGACGGAGGUGGCUAUGGAGUUGGAAGGUUUGAGGCUCGGCGGAAAGCACGCGUGGGCCCGGAAAGGAGAAGAUGGAGAAGAGACGGAAUCUUUGCUUCGUGAGCGAUUGAAUGAAUUUGUUGUCAAUGGCGGUGGUGAUGGUAAUUACACUACUGUUGGAUAUGAUAGCAUUCGAGAUCAGAUGGUUGUGCCAACAUUGGGUGGUGGGAGAUAGAAAAUAUUUUGGUGUGUAAAGGCAGUUAUAUAUAUAUAUAUAUAUAUAUAU
Molecule: messenger RNA, 2530 nt
Organism: Erythranthe guttata (spotted monkey flower)
Lineage: Eukaryota; Viridiplantae; Streptophyta; Magnoliopsida; Lamiales; Phrymaceae
Source: RefSeq, a predicted model, not a curated record